CGGGAAGUUGAGGAGUCCGAUGCUCAGAAUAGAUGUAAUCCGCUGCUGCGGUGCUGGAGUAGGGCGUCUAGUUUGAUCAGCGAUUGAGCGUCUGCAGCGGUCCGUAAUUUCUGGCCCUAUUGUGUUAAAUUGCCUCUGGUGAAUUGUGCCCUUUAGAACUUCUUUGAUAUGAGCUUGGGUAAAGAGAUAUCUGCCCCUUCUGAAGAACAGCAGAAAAUGACCACAUCUCAGGGAUUUGUGUCAUUCAAGGAUGUGACUGUGGACUUCACUUGGGAGGAGUGGCAGCAGCUGGACUCUGCACAAAGAAACCUAUACAGGGAUGUGAUGCUGGAGAAUUAUAGCAACCUUGUUUCAGUGGGUUAUCAGUCUCUGAAGUCAGACGUAAUCUUCUUGUUAAAGCAAGCAAAACCGUGGAUGGAGGAGGAAAGAAUCUCAAGUUGGGCCUAUGCAGACUUUGAAAUUAGACCCGAAAUUAAAGAAUUAACUUCAAAAAAGAGCAUUUCUGAAGAAGUGAUACUCCAUAACAUGAUAGUAUACUCAAUUUUUGAAGACUGGAAACUUGAAGAUGAGCUAAAUCACCAGGAAAACCAAGACAAGCUUUUGAACCAAGUUGCAUUCGAUAAUAGUAAGUUGCUGACUGAGGAGAUAGACCAUGAGUGUAAUGCACUGGGGAAGGUAGUUCCUCUGAACAGAACAUCUAGUGAACACAUGAGAACCUUUAUGCAGAAGUCACACCUCUUUGUACAACCAAAAAUUACCAGCAAGAAACCAUAUAAAUGUAUGCAGUGUGGGAAAGCCUUCAGUGGAAAGUCAGGACUCAUUGUACAUCAAAGAAUUCAUACUGGGGAGAAACCAUACAAAUGUAAUGAAUGUGAAAAAGCCUUUAUUCAGAAGUCACAACUCACUGUACAUCAGAGAACUCAUACAGGAGAGAAACCCUAUGAAUGUAAUGAAUGUGGGAAAGCAUUCAUUCAGAAGUCAAACUUCAUUAUUCAUCAGAGGAUUCACACGGGGGAAAAACCCUAUGAAUGCAAUGAAUGCGGGAAAUCUUUCAUUAAGAAGUCAACACUUAGUGUGCAUCAAAGAGCUCAUUCUGGAGAGAAACCAUAUGAAUGCAAUGAGUGUGGAAAAGGCUUCAUCUGGCGUUCUCAGCUCAUUGUACAUCAGAGAAUUCAUACUGGGGAGAAACCCCAUGUAUGUAAUGAGUGUGGAAAAGCCUUCAACAGGAAGGCAGAGCUAAUUGUACAUCAGAGAAUACAUUCCGGAGAAAAACCCUAUAAAUGCAGUGAUUGUAGAAAAGCCUUCAGCAAGAAAUCUACUCUCAUUGUUCAUCAGAGAAUUCAUAUUGAAUAGAAAUUCUUUUAAUGGAAUGAGAAAACCUUAAUUCAGUGAUCAGAACUUAAUGUGUAUCAUAGAAUUCAUACUGGCUAGAAAUGUUAUGAAUGUAGUAAAUGUGGGACCUUUAACAAUAGUUCCAGAACUAGUAAGCACCAGAAUAUUCAUACUGAGAAGCAACUACACAAACUUAAUGAAUUUGAAAAAUCAUGUUUCAAAAAUUUAUUUGUGAUGGAAUCUGAGAAACUUUCUAUGAAAGAGAAAUCUUAUCAGUGUACUGAAUGUGGGAAAGUCUACACUUGUAUUGUAUCCCUUACCCAGCAUCAGAAAACACAUAUUGGAGAAAAACCUUACAAAUGUAAAAUAUGUGGUAAGUCCUUCAGCCGGAACACUAAUCUUAUUCAACAUCAAAGAGUACAUACUGGAGAGAAACCUUAUGAAUGUAGUGAAUGUGGUAAAGCUUUUAGUCAGAGCACUAAUCUCAUUCAACAUCAGAGAGUCCAUACAGGGGAGAAACCUUAUGAGUGUAAUGAAUGUGAAAAAGCCUUUAGUCAUAGGUCAUCCCUUAGAAAUCAUGAGAGAAUUCAUACUGGAGAAAAACCCUAUCCUUGUAAUGAAUGUGGAAAAGCUUUCAGCCAUAUUUCAGCCCUUACUCAACAUCAUAGAAUUCAUACCAGAAAGAAACCAUAUGAAUGUACUGAAUGUGGGAAGACCUUCAGCCGCAGCACACAUCUUAUUGAACAUCAAGGAGUUCAUUCUGGAGAGAAAUCCUACCAGUGUAAAGAAUGUUGGAAAAUUUUUUGCCACAGCACAUCACUAAUCCGGCAUCAAAGAACUCACACCGGAGAGAAACCUUAUGAAUGUAAUGAAUGUGGGAAAGCGUUCAGCCAUACCCCAGCCUUUAUUCAACAUCAGAGAAUUCAUACUGGAGAGAAACCCUAUGAGUGUAAUGAAUGUGGAAAGGCCUUCAAUCGGAGUGCACACCUUACUGAACACCAGAGAAUUCAUACUGGGGAGAAACCCUAUGUUUGUAAAGAAUGUGGAAAAACCUUCAGCCGAAGUACACAUCUUACUGAACACUUAAAAAUUCAUAGUGGUGAGAAACCCUAUCGAUGUAAUGAAUGUCAGAAACUAUUUUGCUAUAGAGCAUCACUAAUACGACAUCAGAGGACUCAUACCGGAGAGAAACCCUACCAAUGUAAUGAAUGUGGGAAAUCUUUCAGCUUAAGCUCAGCCCUUACUAAACAUAAGCAAACACAUAAGGGAAAGAAACCAUAUCAGUAUAAUAAAUGUGGAGAUGUUUUUUGUCAUAAUACAUCUUUAAUUAGACAUCAGAGAACUCAUUUCAGAAAUGAAAUCCUAACAGAGUAAUGAGUGUGGUAAAGCCUGCAGCCAUAGGUUAUCACUUA
This is a messenger RNA of Galeopterus variegatus (Sunda flying lemur), 2744 nucleotides long. RefSeq names its product zinc finger protein 569-like. Gene Ontology annotation, molecular function: DNA-binding transcription repressor activity, RNA polymerase II-specific. Lineage: Eukaryota; Metazoa; Chordata; Mammalia; Dermoptera; Cynocephalidae. Gene Ontology annotation, biological process: negative regulation of transcription by RNA polymerase II. The record is from RefSeq and is a predicted model, not a curated record.